GAUCCAAGAUGGCGGCCGUUAACCUGAUCCCUUGUUCAUGGGAAAAGGCAACGGUAUUGUAAAUACGGACUUGCAGAAUUGAGAUAAUGUGAUAGCUGUUUAUAAACCAUCUCCGUCCCCCCGCCGGCACCAGCGCCCCCUCCACGGUUCUACAUCCUCACCGUCUGCAGGGUGUUAGAAGAUGUGAAAACUGAGAGAUUACUUUCUGACUCCAGAGUUUCCAAUAUCUUUCAAGAUGCAGGAUCCAGCCAGAGAUUUUAAAAUUGAAGACAAUGAAAUUAUAUCAGAGUUUCAGAGGGUACCACAGGGGGAGGAAUUACAGUCAGGGUUCACAGAUCCAGCAGCACCUCAGGAUCUGAUGGAGGCUUCCAAUUUAUCUCAAUCAGAAUGUUAUUUGAUUUUGAACAUGGAAGGAAAGAGUACAGUUCAUAGUGAAGAGAAACACUAUAUGAAACGCUAUAUGUGUUCUGUCUGUGGACAAGACUUCAGCGAAUCAUCUAGUCUGUCAAAACACAAGUGCAGUGGCCCUGGGGAGAAACCAUGGAAAUGUAGGGUCUGUGAGAUGGAAUUCAGCAACGAAUCUGAGCUGGAACUCCACCGACACAGUCACAUUGAAGAGACACAGUGGAAAGGCGGGGACUGUGAUGAAGGUUUCAGAUCUCUGCCUGAGCUGGAGACUCAUCAGCACAGUCACACCGGGGAGAGGCCAUUCAUGUGCUCCGAGUGUGGAAAGGGAUUUAUUCGGUCAUCUCACCUCACGACCCACCAGCGAGUUCACACUGGGGAGAGACCUUUUAAGUGCACAGACUGCGGGAAGUGCUAUAAAUGUUCUGGGGAACUGCUGUCGCAUCAACGUGUUCACACUGAGGAGAGACCAUUCAGAUGCCCUCACUGUGGGAAAGGAUUCAAGACAUCAUCUGAAGUCAUUGUACACCAGAGAAUUCAUACUGGGGAGAGGCCGUUCACCUGCAGUGUGUGUGGGAAGGGAUUCACUCGGUCAUCCCACCUCACAAUUCACCAGCGAGUCCACACUGAGGAGAGACCUUUUCAAUGCCCAGACUGCGGGAAGUGUUUUAAAAGUUCCAGGGAACUGAUGCGUCAUCGACGUGUUCAUACUGAUGAGAGACCGUUCAAAUGCUCUCACUGUGGGACUGGGUUCAGACAAUCAUAUCACCUGACUGAACACCAGCGAAUUCACACUGGGGAGAGACCUUUUAAAUGUCCAGACUGUGGGAAAUUCUAUAAAAGUUCUGGGGACCUAAUGUCCCAUCAACGUGUUCACACUGAUGAGAAGCCAUUCAGGUGCUCCUACUGUGGGGCUGGAUUCAAGCAAUCAUCUCAACUCACUGUCCACCAACGAAUUCAUACUGGGGAGAGGCCGUUCACCUGCUCUAUAUGUGGGAAGGGAUUCAUUCGAUCAUCCCAACUCGCAACACACCAGCGAGUGCACACUGAAGAGAGACCUUUUAAUUGUUCAAUCUGCGGGAAAUGCUUUAAAAGUACUCAGGAAGUGAUGACCCAUCAACGUGUUCACACUGAGGAGAGACCUUUUAAAUGCUCAGAUUGUGAAAAGUGCUAUAAAACAUCUGGGGAUCUGAUGUCUCAUCAACGUGUUCACACUUCUGAAAGACCAUUCAGGUGCUCUCACUGUGGGAUUGGGUUCAAACAUUCUUCUCACCUCACCGUACACCAGCGAAUUCACACUGGGGACCGGCCUUUUAAAUGUCCAGACUGUGGAAAGUCCUACAAGAGUUCUGGCUAUCUGAUGAUCCAUCAACGUGUUCACACUCAAGAGAGACCAUUCAGAUGCUCUCACUGUGGGACAGCAUUCAAGCAGCCAUCUCACCUCACACUACACCAGAGAAUUCACACUGGGGAGAGGCCAUUCGCCUGCACUGAGUGUGGGAAGGGAUUCACUCGGAAAGCCCUCCUGCUCAGUCACCAGCGAGUUCACACGCAACUAUAAGAGUUGGACUUUGUUCUUUGUCAUAUCUAGAACUGAACCAUUUUCAUUGUCUAAUAAACCUAUUUGAGUUAUUAAUAUGCUUGGAUAAAAAUAAAGUACCUUUGUAAUUUGA
Molecule: messenger RNA, 2078 nt
Organism: Stegostoma tigrinum
Lineage: Eukaryota; Metazoa; Chordata; Chondrichthyes; Orectolobiformes; Stegostomatidae
Product: zinc finger protein OZF-like
Exons: 3
Coding region: 236-1966 (576 amino acids)
Source: RefSeq, a predicted model, not a curated record